Messenger RNA from Oppiella nova, 444 nucleotides. Lineage: Eukaryota; Metazoa; Arthropoda; Arachnida; Sarcoptiformes; Oppiidae. The record is from the annotation of a GenBank genome assembly.
UACUCAUUCCGCGGCGGUUAUGCCGGCGAAGACUCGCCUAAGACUGAGAUCCCAACUAUGGUUGGAGUGAUCAAUGAGUUGGUUGAGUGCAAUGCUAUGGAAAUGGAUGGCACGCCAGGGAUGACCAAGAAGCACUUCAUUGACACCACUUCUAUCCAUUCGCCGCGAAAAGGGAUGGAAAUGACAACCUUUUUGAAGGACGGGAUGAUCGAAGACUGGGAUCUGUUUGAGAAGAUUAUGGAUUAUGUGUACAAAAAGCACUUGAAAUCGGAUUCACUGUUACAUCCGGUGCUGUUCUCUGAAGCGCCGUGGAACAUAAGAGCAAAGAGAGAGAAGUUAACGGAAAUAAUGUUUGAAAAGUACGGAAUCCCCGCCUUCUUCCUCGUCAAGAACGCCGUUUUGGCCGCUUUUGCCAACGGGAAGGCCACUGGCAUUGUCUUGGAC